CAAAUAUGGCGGCCACCAUGAAAUGUCAUGCCGAACUUAGAUAGCAGCUUUCCUGACACAGACAUGAGUUUUUCGUUUAUUAAACUCGGUUCCUCCAGGCAGGUUAUAGCUUUAUUUUAACCGACAGGACAGCGUUAGAAGCGACAGACGUCAUGUUGUUGUCCGGCCUAACGGCGGCCUCCAGAGGGGGGCUCAGACGGCUCUCCCCUCUUUGUGGAAGAUUGUCCACUAACCCGCCUGGAGCCCAGGAUGACACCCAGCACCAUCCUCCACCUGAGAGCCCCGCUCCGCCCGCUUCCCCCGAAGACAGCGAGGAGGUCCGUAGGCCCAGGAAGGACCCCAGCGGCUGCUCCGUGCUCCUCUUCCCCGGCCAGGGCAGCCAGUUUGUGGGCAUGGGUCGAGGUCUUUUGAAGUACCCUAAUGUUAAAGACAUGUUCGCGGUGGCCCAGAGGGUCCUCGGGUACGACCUGCUGUCCCUGUGCCUGGAGGGACCCGAGGAGGAGCUGAUGAAGACGGUCCACUGUCAGCCGGCAGUGUUUGUCACCUCACUGGCAGCAGUGGAGAAGCUCAACCAUAUCAACCCCACGGCUAUUGAGACGUGUGUUGCUGCUGCAGGGUUCAGUGUUGGAGAAUUUGCUGCUCUGGUCUUUUCUGGAGCUAUGAACUUUACUGAAGCUCUGUAUGUGGUGAAGGUACGUGCAGAAGCCAUGCAGAAAGCAUCAGAGCUAGUUCCUAGUGGGAUGCUGUCAGUCAUUGGCCGGCCUCAGGCUAAUUAUAAACACGCCUGUCUGCUAGCAAAAGAGCACUGCCUGAGUCUAGGCAUCCAGGAGCCUGUCUGCUCUGUGGCCAACUACCUGUUCCCUGAUGGUAGGGUCAUUGCAGGGCACCAACAGGCUCUGGAUUUCCUUCAGAAGAACUCCUGGCAGCUUCGGUUCGUGAGGACCAAACCCCUCCCUGUCAGCGGGGCUUUUCACACUGACCUGAUGAAGUCGGCCACUGAGCCUCUCCGAGAGGUCCUCAGACAGGUGGAGAUCCGGCGUCCUGAAAUCAGCGUGUAUUCCAAUGUCGAUGGCAAGCGCUACAUGAAUAAGAACCACAUUCGAUGGCAACUGGUGAAGCAACUUGAGUCGCCUGUAAAAUGGGAGCAAAGUCUGCAUGAGAUGUAUGAGAGGACACAGGGACAGAAGUUCCCACAUACAUAUGAAGUGGGUCCUGGAAAACAGCUUGGUGCCACACUUCAGAAGUGUAACAGGAAGGCCUUUAAAACAUAUACGCAUGUGGACGUCACUGCUCAUGAAGAGUAAAAGUGGAAAUUAUAGUGAAAUGGGCCUCAGUGUUCAGUUAUGUCCACCAAACUCUCCAGUGAGAGGUGCUAAACCUGGAAAGUCUCAAUAUUGCUUUGUGUUUUUUAUUAUGUAAAUAAAACCCCGUUUUGUAUUAA
Sphaeramia orbicularis (orbiculate cardinalfish) is the source of this 1441-nucleotide messenger RNA. It is a transcript of the gene mcat, whose product is annotated as malonyl CoA:ACP acyltransferase (mitochondrial). The coding region runs from base 153 to 1304 and encodes 383 amino acids. NCBI's taxonomy places the organism in Eukaryota, Metazoa, Chordata, Actinopteri, Kurtiformes, Apogonidae. The transcript has 5 exons. The record is from RefSeq and is a predicted model, not a curated record. Gene Ontology annotation, molecular function: transferase activity.